Messenger RNA from Bombyx mori (domestic silkworm), 1370 nucleotides. RefSeq lists its product as uncharacterized. Bases 288 to 938 code for a protein of 216 amino acids. The record is from RefSeq and is a predicted model, not a curated record. Gene Ontology annotation, molecular function: translation initiation factor activity; ribosome binding. Gene Ontology annotation, cellular component: mitochondrion. Lineage: Eukaryota; Metazoa; Arthropoda; Insecta; Lepidoptera; Bombycidae. Gene Ontology annotation, biological process: ribosome disassembly; mitochondrial translational initiation. The transcript has 3 exons.
UGUCAAAUGACGUUUAAAUGUCUGCCUUUAUCUUCAAUUAAGUCAAAAAAUAUUUACAUUAUUAAUUUGCUUUUUAUUUUGACUUACCCCAAAGAGAAUCUAGAAAUCAGUGAAACUUACGAAACAUUGGGGUGCAGUUUUUAAUUUUAACAGAUUGUGUUUUUUAAAUUGAUAAUAUUGAUAAGAGUUAAACAAUUACCUACUACAUAAUAAUAGAUGUACAUACAUCGAGAAUAAUAUUAAAUAUAUACCUAUUUUAUUCAAUAACGUGUUGAUUUUGUGGCGCUAUGAAUAAAUACGCAGUGCUAUUUAAUUUAAAAAAAAUAUUAGAAUAUCGACCGGUUACCACAAUUAUAAACGCAGAAGGAAAAAAUGUACCUAAAAGAAAAAACUUCGAAAACAGAAUUACCUUAAUUGGUACAGACAAUUCAGUUAGUAUAAUAGAUUUAAAAAAUGCCCAAAAUCUAUCGGUAAAACGUGAAUUAAAACUUGUAAAAGUUCAAGAUGUAGAUGUAAAAACUAGACGGCCAAUUUACAAGCUGAUGACUAAUGCAGAAUUUCACGAGGAAGAACUUGAAAGACGGAAAGAAAAAAAACUCGCUCGGCAGAACAGUUCAGUUAAAGGCCAGAAAUUGAUGAUUUUGUCAUCAAAAAUAUCUGAACACGAUCUAAUGACCAGUGUGAGAAAAAUGGGAAAAUUAGUAGAGAAACAGUAUGAAGUUAAAGUAGUUUUAGCAGGUGAAGGAGGACAAUCCUCACAAGUAUUGGAAAAUAUAUACUCAGUAAUAGAGAAAAACACCAAAUCAACAGCAAGAUUACUACAAAAGAGAAAUAAAGGUAAUAGUUUAAAGUUUCAAUUGCUUCCAUUGAACAAUGGUAACAUGGAAGCAUCUCAGUCAGAUAAUUCAGAAGAUGGAAAUGACAAAGGUCCGCUAUGACUAGCGAUGUUGAUAUUAUUUAUAAUAAUAGCAAAGUAUUUUUUACUUAAGGAAUACUUAAAAAAGCAGAAAAAUGAGCUCGUCACUGAAGUUACUGCAAAUAAGUCUGAAGAAACUAGUACCUUGUCGGAAUACAAAUGUGCAAAUUGAAAUGAGAAGGAAAUGAACACCUGAAAGAGUAUUUGUAUUUUUACUUUAUAAAAUAAAUAAAAAUACAUUAAUCUGUAAAAUUAAAUAAUAUUUUAUAUUAAGUAUUUUUAACAUUUAUUUGGAUGAUUUGGAUGAGGCAUUUUACACAAUAUAAUAUAAAUGUUCAUAUCAUCUUAGUUCCGAUAAUUUAAACUGUUUCUAAUAAAUUAUAAUUCAUUUAUGAGUUCAAAAUUUGUAAGUGGAUUAUUUGUUGAGUUUACAAAAAACGUUUCAAAUUUUUAA